AUGUCAAAUUCUAAGCAAAGACCUUAUGAGCAGGAAAACUAUCCUGCUUCACCUGAAAUAAUAUAUUAUGAUAACCGGAAAUUUAACUAUACUGUUAUUCAAGAAGGUGUCUACCCACUAGUUGUGCAAUUGAAGUUUACAGAAGCGCCUAAUUAUUUUCCUGUGCCUGACAAUUAUAUUAUUAAAACUACCUGGGGCCGGUCUAAUAACUGUCAAACUAUUCAAUGUUCCAUAUAUUAUAUAGAAGGUAAUCCACAUUACUUAAUUUGUUUUGGAAAUAAUUUUCAGCACCAAGUUGUUUCAGUUCAAUCUACAUUUGAUGAUUCCGUUGAAUUACAUAAUAUAAUAACUCCAAAUAAGAAAACUGCAGUUUCUGGAGUUCAUCUCUAUGGACUUCAAUUAAAAUGUAUUGAUAAAAAUCGCAAAAGCAAACCAUGGGCAUUAAAACUACAUGAUGAAUCAAGUAAAACUACACAAAUCAGACAUGCUAAAGUGGUUCAUAUACAAGAUGUAGAAAAUGUUCUACGUGAUGCAUAUCGCUAUUUUGCAGUUAUGGAAUCAAAAUUACCUCGGGAGUAUGCUAUUUCUCAAACUCAUCAAGAGAUUAAUGCACAUAUGGAACAAUUAAUACCAAUUAAUUUUGUUGACUUAACUCCUACUAUUACACCCGAUUUUUCAGAAGAACCUGAUAUAACUGAUCCGAUAAUUGUUGAGCAAGUUAGACCACUCCAAUUUAAUAGUUUGUUUAACGUACCCCACCCCCCUCAUUUUUGA
Molecule: messenger RNA, 774 nt
Organism: Rhizophagus irregularis DAOM 181602=DAOM 197198
Lineage: Eukaryota; Fungi; Glomeromycota; Glomeromycetes; Glomerales; Glomeraceae
Source: RefSeq, a predicted model, not a curated record